AUGGAGACGUUGUCCAUUCUUAGGUACCAAGAAGGUGCCCAUGAAGAAGCUAGGAGGAAUACCCAAGCUGCCAUAGAGGAGAAGAACGAAGAAGAGCGAACGAGACGCAAAGCAAUGGAAGACGGCCAAGUGCCUGGACACCCCGGGUGCCCGGCCCUCCUUCCCUCGGGUGCCCGGGCCUUCGGCCACCUCCCCGGCCUGAGCCUCUGUGCACUCCGGGUGCCCGGCCGCUGGCUGCGUGGCGCCUCGGGUGCCCGGCCAACUGGCCCCGGGUGCCCGGCCCCCUGCGCGGGAGCUGCACCACCGCCCGGGCUACCCGGGCCGCUACCCCCGGGUGCCCGGCCCUUCCCCACCUGGGCGCUGGAGUUGCCCCCGGGUGCCCGGGCCCCCACACCCCGGGUGCCCGGCCUCGCCAGCAUCUAA
Molecule: messenger RNA, 423 nt
Organism: Aegilops tauschii subsp. strangulata
Lineage: Eukaryota; Viridiplantae; Streptophyta; Magnoliopsida; Poales; Poaceae
Source: RefSeq, a predicted model, not a curated record